CUGCCCGCUCCUCAGCGCCCGGAGCUGGCUUCCCUGUGCGUUCAGCCGGCUUGGGAUGAAGCCCUCCGCAGGGGGUGCCGCUAAGUGAAGCCCACUGGUCUCCUGGGGCUUCUUCGCCCUCUGCCCGCCGUCGUCCUCUCUCCGCUGGCUCCGAUGGGGCUGGAAGUGCCGCCCCUCGCCGCCCCCCAGACCAUGCUCUUCAAGCUGAGGAAAGUUCGCAAGCGGCGAGAGAUGCUGCUGCCGCAGCUGGGCUUCAUCUGCGCCAUCCUCUUCUUCGUGUGGUGCAUGUCCAGCCUGCUCUCCAAACUAGGACAAGAAUCCACUAUUACAGACAAAAAUGUUUUGUCAGAAAUAUGGAGGAAUAGAAGAUUGAUGGCCUCACAUAAUGUGACACAUGAAGAAAAGAACUGUACAGAGCCAGCAAUUAAUGAAUUUCCUGAAGAUGUAUUUACAAAUAAGGAUCGGCAGGAGGGAGCAGUGCUGUUUCAUAUUAUUGGUGCUCUUUAUAUGUUCUAUGCCUUGGCUAUAGUAUGCGAUGACUUCUUUGUUCCCUCGUUAGAGAAAAUUUGUGAGAAAUUACACUUGAGUGAAGAUGUUGCUGGAGCCACUUUCAUGGCUGCAGGAAGCUCGACCCCAGAGUUAUUUGCAUCUGUAAUAGGUGUAUUUAUCACUCAUGGUGAUGUAGGAGUUGGGACUAUUGUUGGGUCAGCAGUUUUCAACAUCCUUUGCAUUAUUGGCGUCUGUGGGAUAUUUGCGGGACAGGUGGUUCGUCUCACCUGGUGGUCUGUGUUUAGGGACUCAGUGUACUACACACUUUCUGUGAUCCUUCUUAUCAUUUUCAUAUAUGAUGAGCAAAUAGUAUGGUGGGAGAGCCUUAUACUCAUCGUUAUGUAUUUCUUCUACAUACUUAUCAUGAAGUACAAUGUGAAGAUGCAAAAGUUGUUUACCAUCAAAAGCAUGAACGUUGGGAAUGGCAACACAGUCAGCAAUGAGCUGGAAGAUGGUAAUGAAUGUUAUGACAUAAGCUAUGAUGACCCAUCCAUGCCAUUGCUAUGGAAAGUGAAGGGAAAGCAGCAAUAUGGCAAAAACCCGGUGGUGAUGGUGGAUGAGAUCAUCUGCUCCAGUCCCCCGAAAUUCCGCUUCCCUGAAGCUGGCUUACGAAUAAUGAUUACAAAUAAAUUUGGACCCAGAACCAGACUGCGGAUGGCAAGCAGGCUUAUUAUUAACGAGCGUCAGCGACUGAUCCACUCUGCCAAUGGCACAAGCAAAACGCUUCACAAUGGGAAACAUGAAAAUAUUGAAAACGGGAACAUCAUUGUGGAAAAUCAAGAGGAGGAGAAUGAGCAUGAAAACGCGUCUCCCUUUUCAGCACCAGAUGGAAAAAUGAACAAAGUCAAAUGGAUUUUCACGUGGCCAUUGCUAUUCCUGCUCUUUUGUACCAUUCCAAACUGCAGCAAACCCCGCUGGGAGAACUUUUUUAUGCUGACAUUCAUUUUAUCCACUUUGUGGAUUGCUUUGUUCUCCUAUUUUAUGGUGUGGAUGGUUACUAUAAUUGGAUACACUCUGGGGAUCCCUGAUGUUAUCAUGGGCAUUACUUUCCUAGCUGCAGGAACGAGUGUACCAGACUGCAUGGCCAGCUUAAUAGUAGCAAGACAAGGUCUUGGUGAUAUGGCAGUAUCCAAUACAAUAGGGAGCAAUGUAUUUGACAUUUUAGUAGGCCUUGGAGUACCAUGGGGCAUGCAAACUAUGUUGAUUGAUUAUGGAUCAGUGGUUAAGAUAAAUAGCAAGGGACUGGUCUAUUCGGUUGUGCUUCUGCUGGGGUCUGUAGCUCUUACUGUGGGUGGAAUCCAUGUAAAUAAAUGGAAACUUGACAAGAAACUAGGCUUCUACGUGCUGUUUCUUUAUGCCAUUUUCCUGUGUUUCUCUGUAUUAAUAGAGUUUAAUGUCUUCACCUUUGUCAACUUUCCAAUGUGCCGAGAAGAUCUUUAAAACAAGCCACAACCAUGAGAGGGGCUGACAUACUCUUGAUUCCUUGUGCUAUAAAUGAUAGGAGACAUUUUACAUUUCUACCUUCUCAUCAGUCAUCUGAUUUUCUUUCCUGCUUUGUCAUCCAACAAGCACUUUUACUUACCUGGAAGGAAAACAAACCUUUCUUUUAACAUGCUAGCUCAAGGCAACCAAAGCAUUUUCCUCUUUGGGUAUUGCUGCUCAGCCAUCCAACUUGUGGAUCUCAUGCAGAGCACUCAAAAGUCCGAUUUUCGUGGUGUUCUGCUGUGGUUUUCAUUCUCCUUAUGCAGACAGUAAUGCACCACAGUCAAUCGGAACAAGACUAGAAAAAACUCUCCUCUCUCUUUUUUUGACAUUUACUGUCCAUGGAAGAAGAAGAGGCUGGCUCAGAACUUUUCUUGACUCCAUUAAAGCAUCGGAGCUACAGGACCAGAAAGUCCGAUGCACAUAACAUGGCAUGCACUGUUGUGGACAUAUGUUUUUCCCCUUCAAGUGCUCUGUUUAUAGAGGAACUGCAUUGACAUUUAUAAGCCUUUGUUGGUGAUUUCUGAAUAUUUAAUCACUCUCUUUUUUUAAAAAAAUGUGAAGAACACAUGAACAAUUUUACAGAGAAAGAAGAGAAAAUGGUUAAUAUCGUAUCACUUUUGAUGAUGCACAGUAAGAGUAAUAGAAUGUGAAAUCUUCAAAAGAGAAAUAUGUGCAAAAUAUUCAUACUUGAAAAAUGUGUUUUACCAUCAACAAGGAAUAUUGUACAAAUAUAAACUAACAUUUGUGGAAUAUUAAAGCCUGUAAGUAACAUUUUGCAUUGGUACUAGUAAGCCCACUUGUAAUUUUACAAGAAACUAAAAGAUUAAUGCCAGUGGGGCGCUCAGUUUCUAGUGGCAAUUGUUAUCUGAAAAAUAGACCAUGAACACAUUCCAGACCUUCUUGCAAUAUGAUGCAUCAGGGAUUUGGGGGGGAAUUUAUUUCAUUAUUAGUAUAUUAAUCUAGAAGCUGCUGCAUCUUCUCCAUUUUGUUUUGUUUUUGUUUGUAACCACAAACUUAAUAGAGAUGGGUACCCAACACUAAGUAGUGUAGAUAAUAAACAACUCUAACAAGAUCAAGUCUGUCAUGGGAACUAUCUCCUUGAUCAGAUUGUAUGCAGGAAGUUUUAAAGCAUGUCUUAUUUUAGAGCCAAAUUAUUUUAAACGCACAGAACCAGAUUUUGAUUUUCUUUGCACCUGUAUAAAUCUAAAUUAAAACAGUAACUCUGAAUUUUCCUGGGCAUAACUGAGAACAGAAUCUG
Messenger RNA from Malaclemys terrapin pileata, 3292 nucleotides. It is a transcript of the gene SLC24A4, whose product is annotated as solute carrier family 24 member 4. Lineage: Eukaryota; Metazoa; Chordata; Testudines; Emydidae. Gene Ontology annotation, biological process: calcium ion transmembrane transport; sensory perception of smell; intracellular calcium ion homeostasis. The transcript is spliced from 17 exons. The coding region runs from base 154 to 1989 and encodes 611 amino acids. The record is from RefSeq and is a predicted model, not a curated record. Gene Ontology annotation, molecular function: calcium channel activity; calcium, potassium:sodium antiporter activity. Gene Ontology annotation, cellular component: membrane.